Molecule: messenger RNA, 1086 nt
Organism: Cordyceps militaris CM01
Lineage: Eukaryota; Fungi; Ascomycota; Sordariomycetes; Hypocreales; Cordycipitaceae
Product: zinc-binding dehydrogenase family oxidoreductase, putative
Exons: 1
Coding region: 1-1086 (361 amino acids)
Molecular function (GO): oxidoreductase activity, acting on NAD(P)H
Source: RefSeq, a predicted model, not a curated record
AUGGGCUCCGAUACUCGCGGCGAGACUCAGACUGCCAUUGUUGGCGACGACCAUGGCGGUGUCAGACUUUCUCGUACGGCACCCGUUCCCAAGGUCACGGGCGAUGUGGUUCUUGUGCGCACCGCCGCUGUGUCCGUGAACCCAGUCGAUGCUAAAAUGCGAGACGCCUAUGUGACGCCGGGAGCAAUCUCGGGAUGCGAUUUUGCCGGCGUCGUGGAAGAGAUUGGGCCCGAUGCCUCCCAGUGCCACGUCAACGUUGGCGAUCGUGUCUGCGCUGCCAUUAUGGGCAUGAAUCCUCUCGAGCCGACGCACGGCGCCUUUGCUGAAUUUGUCGGAGCGCACGUCUCUGCUCUGUUCAAGAUACCAGACUCUAUCAGCUUCGAGGCUGCGUCGGCCAUGUGCACCUGUUUCAUGACGUGCGGCCUCGCUCUGUUCAAAAGUCUGCAGAUACCUGGCGGGCCAUUGUCGCCUGUCGCGAAGCCGAUUCCCGUCAUGGUGUAUGGUGGCGCCACCGCAUCCGGCACUGCCGCGAUCCAGUUACUGCGCUUGUCCGGCUACCUGCCGGUUGUUACGUGCUCAACGCGCAGCUUUGAUCUCGUCAAGUCGUACGGUGCUGAAGCGGCCUUUGACUACCACGACCCUGCCUGCGCCUCCCAGAUCCGACAGUAUACAAACAACGGACUUUGCUUCGCCUUGGACUGCAUAACAAACACGCAGAGCAUCAAGAUUUGCUACGGGGCAAUUCGCAGAUCUGGUGGCAGAUACACUUCCCUUGAUCCGUUCCCUGCGACAAUUGCCGCGACUCGGAAGAUGGUCAAGGCGGACUGGGUAAUCGGUCCAACUAUGCUUGGUCGCGAUAUUGGGUGGCCAGAGCCACACCGCCGCAAGGCCGAUCCCGAGUUGUUCGAAUUCGGACAGCAGUGGAAAGAUACUGUGCAGCAGUUGCUCGACAGAGGCUUGAUUCGGGCCCAUCCAUUGACGGUGUAUUCCGGAGGGCUCGACAAGAUUCUUGACUGCAUGGAAGCUAUCGCGUCAAAGAAGGUGUCGGGUACCAAGUUAGUAUGCACCCUGGAAAAUGAUGAGUAG